Messenger RNA from Rhinopithecus roxellana (golden snub-nosed monkey), 902 nucleotides. It is a transcript of the gene CARD16, whose product is annotated as caspase recruitment domain family member 16. Bases 420 to 896 code for a protein of 158 amino acids. Gene Ontology annotation, biological process: proteolysis; regulation of apoptotic process. Gene Ontology annotation, molecular function: caspase binding; cysteine-type endopeptidase activity. The transcript has 3 exons. The record is from RefSeq and is a predicted model, not a curated record. NCBI's taxonomy places the organism in Eukaryota, Metazoa, Chordata, Mammalia, Primates, Cercopithecidae. Gene Ontology annotation, cellular component: protein-containing complex.
CACACCCUGCCAAAAAGGAAGGCCAAGCAUACUUUCAGUUUCAGCCCACACAAGAAGGGCAGGAGAGAAGAGCCAUGGCUGGGACUAAUGUGGAAAUGGUAAACUCAAUCUUCAGGCCACUCCAUGCACAUGUAUGGAGACUACUGAGGGAAACAAGUAGGACAGUGAUACAGUAAGAAGAUGGAUUACCCAACUGUGAGGAGGGGGACCUUCCACUGAUGAAAUCUAAAUGAGUUCACUUUCUGUUGAUUACAUGAGAGGAAUAUGAGGCUGUUUUCAUGAAGUGAGAAAUCCUUGUGCUCCAAACAGACAAGGUCCUGAAGGAGAAGAGAAAGCUGUUUAUCCAUUCCACGGGUGAAGGUACAAUAAAUGGUUUACUGGAUGAAUUAUUACAGACAAGCGUGCUGAACCAGGAAGAGAUGGAGAAAAUAAAACGUGAAAAUCCUACAGUUAUGGAUAAGGCCCGAGCUGUGAUUGACUCUGUUAUUCGCAAAGGGGCACAGGCAUCCCAAAUUUUCAUUACAUACAUUUGUGAAGAAGACAGGUACCUGGCAGGGACACUGGGACUUUCAGCAGCUCCUCAGGCAGUGCAGGACAACCCAGCUAUGUACACAUCUUCAAGCGCAGAAGGCAGCAUCAAGCUUUGCUUUCUAGAAGAACCUCAAAGGAUAUGGAAACAAAAGUCACAGAGGUGCCAUGUUCAGAAUAUAAUAAUAAAGUGGAGUGAAAGAUAUACUUCAGGCAGUUCUGAAAUUCAGUGGCUUUUUCUUAGAAGCAAUUUUAUUGAGCGGUUCUGGAGAAUCAUACUUCUGCUCCCCUUGCAUAAAGGAUUUCUGUAUCCUAGAAUCCCAGGUUUAUGUAAAGAGUUACAAACUGGAACUCAUAAAUUAUUGUAGUCUUCA